AUGAAAACUAAAUGGGAUGCAAAGCAGGCCAGAUUGAUAAGAAAGGGGAUUUUACAGAAAAAAAGACUCAGAUUUCAACAACCGGUAAUUACUGGUAAUCCGCCAGUUUCAAUUGUCGUACCACAACUUUAUGAAGUCAGUGGUAAGAGGAAAAUAAUUCAUAGAAUAAAGAUAUUGGAAUUACCCUGUCCUGAUCCAGUUAUUGCGAAAAAGUCCAGGAUUGAUAGAAAAGAGUUGUUAGAUAUGAAAAGAAACAGGUCAACCAUCCAUGGUGAGCAAAUGUCAGAGAUCAGUGUUAAAUUAAGUUGUGGAAGAUCUUACAGAUUGAAGAGGAAGGUAUUUUUGGAUAAAAGGAAGGGUAAAGUUAUCCCAGAAAAACCAGUUGUUACGAUGGGUGGUAUUGCUAUUCAUGGAUCGAGUAAUUUCACAUUCAUGUAUUCCACGGAUACAAGUUCACAACCUAUGAAGGAAUCCAUUUGUUCCAAUCGAUUAUGCAGAUCACAAUUCCAAAAAGAUAAAAGUAAUGAUAACGCAACAGAUUUUCCAUUGUACAAAUCUGGAAUCGUAUAUGAAACAAAUUUGAUAUAG
Molecule: messenger RNA, 588 nt
Organism: Oldenlandia corymbosa var. corymbosa
Lineage: Eukaryota; Viridiplantae; Streptophyta; Magnoliopsida; Gentianales; Rubiaceae
Source: the annotation of a GenBank genome assembly